This is a messenger RNA of Osmerus eperlanus (European smelt), 2521 nucleotides long. RefSeq names its product lysophosphatidylglycerol acyltransferase 1 (gene lpgat1). Lineage: Eukaryota; Metazoa; Chordata; Actinopteri; Osmeriformes; Osmeridae. The transcript is spliced from 9 exons. Gene Ontology annotation, cellular component: endoplasmic reticulum; endomembrane system. The record is from RefSeq and is a predicted model, not a curated record. Gene Ontology annotation, molecular function: acyltransferase activity. Gene Ontology annotation, biological process: phosphatidylinositol acyl-chain remodeling. Bases 717 to 1835 code for a protein of 372 amino acids.
UUACUAGAUCCUCUCCUCCGUGUUAGUGGGGCUGCGCUCAAGAAGGGUUAGCUGGAUGGCUAGCUAAAGAUAAUCUAACGGAUUGUAGCUGUCGCCGGCUGCCUUGGAGCAAAGUACACGUUGGUUAUCAUCAUUGACCUAUGAUCACUUCAUCAAGGACUAUUUUGGCAUUUGGAUAAAUACGGUUCUUGAUUUGCAACCUAGGUAGCAAACUGAUGUUGCAUCGAUGGAAUUAUUCCAGUGCGCUGCCAUUGAUUGAGAUGCACCCGGGGACGCCAAACUGGAAUACAUGGAUGGCUAGCUAACGGUCUGCUAGCUAGCUAGCCUUAUGACCGGAGCUUGACCGAUGAACAUUGUGUAGUAUGUACUUCAUGGCUAGUAUGAGUCUCGUAGACAAGAUCAGUGUUAUAAGAUCUUGGCAACAUGUUAACUAAAUAGCUAGCUAGCUAGCUACAUGUGACUUGACAUUCAUCCAUCUUAAGGCAGCUAGCUAGCUAGCUUUCUCUGCUGCCUGGCUGAUACUAUUACUGUAUCAACCGGUAUUUCAGAAUAGGACUUGGAUGGUCAAAUUUGGGUGGCAAAUUAUGAUCCGAAGUUUAAAUGGAUCAGCAUUCAUGGUUACGAUUUAGACGACGUGAAAUGCCAAACGGUGUACCAGCCAGGGCGGAGUUUAGCAAAGGGGCCAUACAGACAGUGACCAGGCAGUGAGCAUCAGAAUGGCACAGCUUCUAGAAGACGCCCGCAAGCUGGGCUGGAUUCUCCUGAAAUCGUUGCUUCGCUUCGUUUUUAUGUUCAUCAACAACUGUGUCGCCAUCCCUUCCUAUUGCCUCUACCUAAUCCUUCUUCAACCUCUCAGAGUAAUGGAUAGUGGCACUUUCUGGCAAAUUGAAGGAAUUAUGUUCAGAUGGAUGUUGGCAAUGGUGUCGUCCUGGGGCUGGGUUGCCGGUUAUACAGUCAUGGAAUGGGGUGACGAUGUGAGGCCCAUCUCUGAAGAGGAAGCCAUGGUGAUAGUGAACCACCAGGCCACAGGAGAUGUUUGCACCCUCAUGAUGUGCCUGCAGGACAAGGGCACGGUCGUACGCAAGAUGAUGUGGUUGAUGGACCACGUGUUCAAAUACACCAACUUUGGCCUGGUGUCCCUGAUCCACGGAGACUUCUUCAUCAGACAGGGUAAAGCCCACCGGGACAAACAGCUGAUCUACUUGAAGGACCACCUAGACAGGUACUAUCACAGCCGGGACAGGAAGUGGAUUGUGCUGUUCCCGGAGGGUGGCUUCCUCCGCAAGCGGCGGGAAACCAGCCAGUCGUUCGCCAAGAAGAACUCCCUCCCCCACCUGUCCCACGUGACCCUGCCACGGCUGGGGGCCACGCAGGUCAUCCUGAAGACUCUGGGGCCCCAGCUGGAGAACGGCAACCUGGGGGCGGAGGCCGGGGCCCCCAGCCUGUCAGGUAGUAAACCCAGAGGCCUACAGUGGGUGGUGGAUGUGACUAUAGCCUACCCCAAAGCCAGGCCCAUGGACAUCCAGACCUGGAUCUUUGGCUACAGGCCUCCCACAGUCACGCAUGUGCACUACAGGUUGUACCCCAUCAAGGAGGUUCCUGUGGAGACAGAACCCCUCACAGACUGGCUGUAUCAGAGGUUUGUGGAGAAGGAGGAUCUGCUAGCCCACUUCUAUGAAACAGGAGCCUUCCCGCCACCCAAGGGUCAGAAGGAGGCUGUUUCCCGGGCGAUGACCCUUGACCCCAUGUGGCUGUGCAUCAUCCAAUCUCUCGCCUUUGCCUCGGGCUACAUGUGGUACAACGUUCUCCAGUACUUCUACUGCUGUCUGUUCUGAGUGCACUGGAGGAGGGAGGGUGAGGGGAGGUGCAGAAUCCCAGCAGACCCUCUGCUCUACACACCCCUCCUCUCCCCCUCCCUCUCCCACGAUGGAUGAAUGUACAUUUGCAAAAUGGAGGGACUGGGGUUUUUUAAAAGAGGAAGAAGAAGAAAACAAAACAAUGCAGAGGCGCCCACUACCCCUUGUUCCCUUUUCUCUCCCCUAUCCCGGAUACAUGAGUACACACAGACGCAGUUGAUCAGCACCAUACAUAUGAACAUAAUCAUGUUUACACAUUCUGCUAACGCAGCACGCUGAUACAGUACACUCGGUAAGAUACAGUAGAUACAGCAUCACCCCACACACACACACAUACACCAUAUUUAAUGUUUACACACUUUCAUAAGACACACACAUUACAUUGGUUUUUAAUUCUAAAAUGAGAAUGAGGCUCAGGACUACCCCAAGAGGUCAUUCUGGACUGGACUCUCCUGUAUCCUGGUUUAGUAGUGUUACUGUGUUUCGUAUGUGUGUGCACAGAUGUCUGAGUGUCAGCAUCAUGUCUCCCUCUUACUGCCCCUGUUGAACCCUUCCUCUCCCUCCAAGCCUGCUGAAACCCUCCAAGCCCCCUCCCCCCCAGAGAGAAGAGUUGUAUGUGUUGAAGAACUACACAGCCUAGCCCUCCUCUGGCUUUCAUUGCACUA